Messenger RNA from Nothobranchius furzeri (turquoise killifish), 2346 nucleotides. RefSeq names its product mitochondrial glutamate carrier 1. The record is from RefSeq and is a predicted model, not a curated record. Gene Ontology annotation, molecular function: L-glutamate transmembrane transporter activity; L-aspartate transmembrane transporter activity. NCBI's taxonomy places the organism in Eukaryota, Metazoa, Chordata, Actinopteri, Cyprinodontiformes, Nothobranchiidae. Gene Ontology annotation, biological process: malate-aspartate shuttle; L-glutamate transmembrane transport; aspartate transmembrane transport.
AUUUCUUCACCGAUGGGAAUGUGGGUGGAGAGAGAUGCCAGAUUUAUCUUUGGGUCUGUAGGGCUGGGUCUCCCUCGCUCUCUCUCUAUAAAUAUAACCCCAGUUGUCCUUCUGCUCUUGCCUUGCUCUAUGUCUCAUGGGGACUCUUUGCCUGCUCUCCCUCAGUGGCCAAUUUUACUUUACUUACCAGCUUUUCCACUCAACAACAACAACAACCAAGAAAAUGGCCCAGCAACAGCAGAUUAGCUUACCUGCCAAACUAAUCAAUGGAGGGAUUGCAGGCAUGGUAGGAGUCACUUGUGUGUUCCCAAUCGACCUGGCUAAGACCCGUCUACAGAACCAGCGCAGUGGCCAGCAGCUGUACAGAAAUAUGAUGGAUUGCCUUAUUAAAACUGUGAAAUCUGAAGGCUACUUUGGCAUGUACAGAGGCGCUGCAGUAAAUCUGACCUUAGUAACCCCGGAGAAGGCCAUAAAACUAGCUGCUAAUGACUUCUUCCGUCACCAACUGAGCAAAGACGUUGGCAGUCUCACGGUUUUCAAGGAGAUGUUGGCGGGAUGCUGUGCAGGAAUGUGCCAAGUCAUCAUCACCACACCGAUGGAGAUGCUUAAGAUUCAGCUGCAAGACGCAGGCAGGCUAGUUGCUCAGCAGAGAGUUGUACCCAGUGUGGCAACAACACUGAAGAUGGGAGGAACAAGUGCUGUCCUCAGCCGCUCCUAUAACACGGUCCCUGCACCUCAGGUCAUGCAAAUUUCUGCCAUCCAGAUCACCAAAGAUCUUCUGAGGACCAAAGGAGUUGCAGGAUUGUACAGGGGACUUGGGGCCACCUUGAUGAGGGACAUCCCAUUCUCUGUUGUAUACUUCCCUCUUUUUGCACAUGUUCACCAGCUUGGUCAGCACUCAUCAGAAGAUCCAUCUGUGCCUUUUUAUUGGUCCUUCAUGUCUGGCUGCUUGGCUGGAUCAGUCGCUGCUGUGUCUGUCAAUCCUUGUGAUGUGGUCAAGACAAGACUGCAGUCACUGAAGAAAGGAGCUAAUGAGGAGACCUACAAUGGAGUUAUGGACUGUGUCAGGAAAAUCCUGAGGAAAGAGGGUCCCAAGGCUUUCCUUAAGGGAGCUAGUUGCCGAGCUUUGGUCAUCGCCCCACUUUUCGGCAUCGCACAGGUUGUGUACUGUGUGGGAGUUGGAGAGUUCCUGCUUGGUUACACACCCUACGAAAUCUACUCUGCAUAAAUAAUCUGAUUUCAGACCUUAGUGCAGAAUAAUUAAAAUGCAGCAGCUAUGUUUUGGGAUUGUAAAUCCAGUUUUUAUUUAUUUUUUUACAACUGCAUACCCUCUUUAUUGUAAGAGGUUUGAAGAUAAAUGCUAAAGGGACCAGGAAGAGGCUAUUUUGUUUCAGAAUGGCUUUCAAUCAUGCCUUUAGCUUGACUGUUUUUUUAUUAAAAAGACUACAGUUGACACUUUCUUGUCUACGAGCUUCAGUGGAGCUUAUUGUGAGGAAGAAAAGUUGAUUCCCUCACUGAGGGAUUUGAUCACCAGUUUGCUCUAGAAUAAACCACACAUUGUCCUCUGUUUUUAGAGAUCUAAAUAUAUCCCCUCGUAACUUAAACCUGACCAUCCCAUCAGCUGAUUCCCCCUAACAACCACUAGGCAACAGGACAGUGUUGUAAAAGUGAACCAGAUAGCAUAGCAUAAGACUCUACUUGAAACAUUUUUAUUUCACAUUUUUGAAAAUGUGAAGCUGGGGUGUGGAGCAUUGCUCUCACCCAUGUAUAUAUUGUAUAUUUAUAUUAAAACAGAGAACAUGUUUCAAAUAAUUCUCACCACAAGAUGAUUAUUUUAUUAAAUCUUCUACGACAUGAUUACGUAAGUAAGGAUUUCAAUGACCUGGGAAAAUGACAGUUGAAGGUUCAUAUCUUUGAAAAAACAUGAGAAAAACUGAUUGUUUUGAGGUCAAAUGAUUAAAAUAGAAAAACAUUUAAACUGUUUAGUUGGUAUGUUAUUUUUAUGAUUUUAGUGAUCACACAAGCUGAUUUCUGUAGAUUUUGUUUAAGGGAGACGUGUUACUGCAUUUACUAAGUCCACAUUUAUUUAUUCUAUAAGAGCAGGGCAGCCUUCUGCAAUUGUUUCUGUUGAACAGCCUUUUCAUGUUGGAUUCUGGAAAAGUCAAAUAAAAAUGCACAAGACUUUAUCAGUGAGUUUAUCUUUUUAACUCUUUGGACCAAGUCUUGUUGUAAAAUGUAAAUAAACAGAUAUGUAAAAUGAUGAUACAGAUCUAAGCGCAUGCCGUUGUUGUUUUAGUCUAAUUUCCAAAAGUAAAAAUGUAAAUAAAUAAUCAAAUGUGAAACAAA